GGAAACACUUUGAUCCUCCUUCCUGAAACUAAAAGUGAAAGUGAUUCAGUUAUUUAAAGCUGAUCCACUUUCCUCACCGGUCAGUCUGGACUGCAGACCUGCUCCUGUUACCAUGGAGACCAGCUGCUGGUUUCUGGCUGCUUCCCUCAUUUACCUGGCAACAGGCCAACAGGAAGUGAGCAUCUCCCAACAGGAAGUGAGCGUGCUGCAGGACGUCAUGUUGGUGUGCCGUGGCGGCGUGGCUAACAUCUCCGUCCUGAAGUGGAGCCGGCCGGACCUGAUCGCCGGCGGCUACGUUUACUUCUACAGGAACAAGCGUAGCUUUGAGCGCUACCAGCACAGCCUCUUCCACGGCAGAGUCAUGCUGCGGGACGCCGCCAUGAUGGGCGGAGACGCCUCGCUCAUCCUGAGGAACGCCAGCUUCCUGGACGCCGGGACCUACGAGUGUCACCUGCAGGGGGCGGGGCCAGGCCCCGAGGUCCGCCGCUCCAUCAACCUGACCGUCACAGACACUGUGGAGACGCCGGCGGCCAUGAUGGACAGCGGCGCCCGGCCUGCAGCUGCUGAUGGCGACAGUGGGAAGGAAACAGGAAGAAGCAACUCCCUCGUUGCUGCUGCUGCAGUUGCUGCUGCAGUUGCUGCUGCAGUUGUUGUUGCAGUUGCUGCUGCAGUUGCUGUUGCUAUAGUUGUUGUUUCCCUUAAAGUUACAUUAGAGGGAAAAUAUUUGAUCCCAAUAAUUUAAACGGCUCCAUUUGUCUAUUUAUUUAUUUAAUAGAAAUUAAAUAUUAAAUAAAACUUCAAAUUUUAUUAGAAACUUUUAUUUCUGUGAAGAAUUUUAAAAUGUUUGUCUGACAGGAGAGAUCGUUUUAGAAACUUUUCACCCUGAAACUUUCUUUAGUCAGAUAUAUAAAAAGUUUCAUGUUGAAUGAACAGAUUAUGAAUUAUCAGUUAUUGAUCGAUAAUUCAGCCUCUGACAGAAACUGUGACUCAGGAUUUAUCUGAAACGCUGAGAGGAUUAAAAUUCCCACAUGAUUCAAACUGAAA
This is a messenger RNA of Xiphophorus hellerii (green swordtail), 1044 nucleotides long. RefSeq lists its product as uncharacterized. The transcript has 3 exons. Lineage: Eukaryota; Metazoa; Chordata; Actinopteri; Cyprinodontiformes; Poeciliidae. The record is from RefSeq and is a predicted model, not a curated record. Gene Ontology annotation, molecular function: signaling receptor binding. The coding region runs from base 113 to 742 and encodes 209 amino acids. Gene Ontology annotation, biological process: regulation of cytokine production; T cell receptor signaling pathway. Gene Ontology annotation, cellular component: external side of plasma membrane.